Messenger RNA from Colletotrichum truncatum, 1251 nucleotides. The record is from RefSeq and is a predicted model, not a curated record. NCBI's taxonomy places the organism in Eukaryota, Fungi, Ascomycota, Sordariomycetes, Glomerellales, Glomerellaceae.
AUGCAAGAACAUAUUCGUAGAGCGCACCCCGAACACUAUAUUUCAAAGCUUCCAGCGACCGAGGAGAGCUUCCUGCUCAUGAUUAAUACUCCGCCGUCCGAUCGUCCACCUUUACAGCCAAACCCGACCUCUGUGCCUCAGGGUUCGUCCCUCUCAAUCCAGGGCUUUCCCCCAAAGAUUGACCAUCUUCAAGGCUUCAACCAUGAUCGACACAUGUACGACAAUAGCAAUCCGGGCACGCCCCGGACGUUGGACGACCACGCUGUCGGCUCGCUCCUUCCAGCUGCUAGUGCCGCAGCAGCAUUGGCACAGUUGCAUGGUCACAAGGUCGAGCCGGAAUGGGAAUCUGAGGUGGAUUGGCACUCUGACACCGAAGGCCGACGAAUACCUAGGACAUCAAUUGAAUUACCUCCCAUCCACUUAUCAAACAACGACAUCACCAGUGAGCCAUUUCCAGCAAUGAACUCCAGUAGACCUAGGGAUAUUCUUCCGUCGAUUCUUGCGAAUUCGCCUCCUGGACGUUCUUCGACACUUCCACCAAUCCAGCGGCCAGUAGGACCUGCUCGACCUAGGAAACAAUCGGUCACCAAGCGAGGCAGAGAAGCCCAUCAUAAGAAACAAAAAUCUCGCGGCUCAGCAGCGGACUGGUUACGACGCAUCCAGAAUGACGAACGGCUUAGACCAGGUAAUAAUGACCGUAAGGCGUUAUCGGCUGAACCUUCUGCAGACUAUGGGAAAAGAUGGGAAGACCUCAUCGAUGCUGCUGACCAGGCUGCUUCAGCUGCCGGUGACAUCGAUGAGGACAGGACUCCUGUACCCCAAUCACCAGUUUCUAUUCACAGAUCAUCACUGCCCCCAUUCCAACAUCAUGGAUUCCAGGCAGCACAUGCAGCGCAAAGCUAUCAAGCUUCGCCUUUGCAGCAAGCUUUAACCCCACCAUCCUACAACCAGGACACUAUUGACCCGUUCCCUUCGGUUGAAAGUGGUGAGAGCGGGGAGAACUUUCAUAUUGAGUCAAGGGGCUUGUCAGACUCGUCACCGAGCUAUUCCUCACAGAACACUCAGAUCUAUUGCGCAGCCUGUCAGAGUGUUUCGUUGCUUAAAGAUUCGUAUGCUUGCACAGAAUGUAUUUGCGGACUGUGCCAGGCUUGCGUCGAUGUUCUCAUGGCAGAACAAGGGGCUCGGCGUAAGUGCCCUCGCUGCGCGACAAUUGGAGGCCGAUUCAAGCCAUUCCAGCUUGACAUUCGAUAA